CUGGCGUGAUGCCCUAUGGGUAACUUCUUGCGUCAUGACAGUCACUCGGUCUACAUCGAGAAAAUGACUACACUCGUAUUAGCAGGGCUUGGAGUCGCUGGAGCGGCGAUAGCAGGCCGUUUUGCCAUGCAGGCGUUAAGAAAAGUUAACUUAAAUGAGAUACCUAAGAUUAUCCCUAAGAUACCGGAGUUUAGUCAUUAUUACAGAGGAGGAUUUGAACCUAAAAUGACCAAAAGAGAAGCUGGUUUAGUUCUGGGAAUUAGUCCUUCAGCAAGCAAGCCCAAAGUCAGAGAGGCACAUAGAAGAAUAAUGUUGAUAAAUCACCCUGACAGAGGAGGCUCCCCAUAUCUUGCUGCAAAAAUUAAUGAAGCAAAAGAUCUUCUUGAUGGAAAUGGCAAGUGAUAGCAACAGCCUCAUAUGAUAGAGUUAGAACUUUCAACUAGAGCUAGAAAAGAUGACCCGAGGACAGUGUUGCAAAAAGUCUUCAAUCAAGACCUCAUGUAAUACUCCAAAUGACAGACUCUUGGAGACAACAACCAAAAGCAAAUAGAAAUUUGAAUAACUUUAACUUUGUCAAGAAUUCCUGAAGGGUCAACCUUGACCCAAGUCCCAGCAGCAUUAUUAAACAUGUAGUUAAGAAUCUCAUAGAGCACUAGACUGCAUUGUUUUGUCAAGAACAAAACUUCCAAGACAUAUUCUCCAAUAGAUAACAGAAAAGGUAAUGCAGCAUGCCAAUUGUUAAUAUUUUUUUGGAAAUUGAGAAUUUCACAAAGGAGCAGUAAAACAGAGAUGAUAAAAUACUGUCCAAAAUUACCACUUUAGCAAAAUGAACACUGUAUUGUAAAUGAAGGUUUUAUUCAUAUAUCAUAUA
Molecule: messenger RNA, 871 nt
Organism: Pocillopora verrucosa
Lineage: Eukaryota; Metazoa; Cnidaria; Anthozoa; Scleractinia; Pocilloporidae
Product: mitochondrial import inner membrane translocase subunit TIM14-like
Biological process (GO): protein import into mitochondrial matrix
Cellular component (GO): PAM complex, Tim23 associated import motor
Molecular function (GO): ATPase activator activity
Source: RefSeq, a predicted model, not a curated record